CACUUCUGAGCAGAUUAUAAUCCUUAGGAGUACGAAUGCUUUUUUAUUUGGAUGUCUGCUCCUUCAGGGUGAUUAACAACUAAAGUGCCUUGAACUUAUGCUCUCUGAUCUGUGUGACCAUGGCGGACAAAGAACCUGAAGCCCUGAAAAUGAAACGGGAGAUUGGGUUGAUUGGCGGUGUAGCACUAGUUUCAGGAACAAUGAUUGGAUCUGGUAUAUUCAUGUCCCCACAGUUUUUACUGGCCUAUGCAGGAAGCCCUGGAGCAAGUCUGGUGAUCUGGGCACUUUCAGGAGUAGUAGCUAUAUUUGCAGCGUUGUCCUAUACUGAAAUUGGGACAAUCAUUUCUGAAUCAGGUGGGGACUUCAUCUACAUACUGAGGAUCUACAGUUCAUGUCCUGCUUUCUUUGCAGCGAUCACUUUUAUCAUGGUUGUGAAGCCGUUCAGCAUUGCAGCAAUGGCAAUUAGCAUUGCAGAGUAUGCCAUGGCACCAUUUUACCCAGGCUGUUACCCUCCACAGCUGCUGGUGAAGUGUGCUGCUGCUGUGGCUAUACUGGUUGUUGCCAUCAUCAAUAUCCUGAAUGUCCGCCUUGCUAUCAGAAUCCAAGUGGUCUUCUUGGUGGCCAAAGUGGUGACACUGACAUUCAUAGUAAUUGGAGGGAUAGUGAAGCUCAUACAGAGCAGCACUGUCAUUGUGGAAAACUUGAAACUUGAGAAUGCGUUUAAAGGGACUCAAUACUCUUUGGGCACUCUAGGAAUGGCUUUUUAUCAAGGACUCUGGUCUUAUGCUGGCUGGUACAAUUUGAACUAUGUCACUGAAGAGCUGAAAAGACCUGAGGUCAAUCUUCCCAGGGCAGUUGUGAUAGCCAUUUCUCUGGUGACUGGCUUGUAUCUGCUGGUGAAUGUGAGCUAUCUGACAGUAAUGACGCCUAAAGAGCUCAUGUCCUCCAGCGCAGUAGCAGUUACCUGGGGGAAUAAGGUGUUAGGGAGCUGGGGAUGGAUCAUGUCUGUGGCUGCAGCACUGUCUGCUUUCGGCUCACUGAACGGGACCUUCUUCAGCGGCGGCCGUGUGUGCUUCGUUGCUGCCAGGGAAGGACACAUGCCAGAUAUUUUGGCAAUGGCUCACAUCCACAGACUGACUCCAUCCCCGGCACUGAUCUUCACCACUAUCAUCUCUCUGGUGGUGCUGAUCCCUGGAGACUUCCAGAGUAUUGUCAACUUCUUCAGUUUCACUGCCUGGUUUUUCUAUGCCAUCACCCUGUCUGGACUCAUCUAUCUCAAGAUCAAAAAGCCAGAACUCCCCAGGCCGUACAGGGUUCCCAUCAUACUCCCCAUCCUGGUCCUCAUCGCAGCAAUAUUCCUGGUGCUGGCACCCAUCAUAGACAAGCCUCAGAUUGAAUACCUCUACGUGACUCUAUUUAUCUUCAGUGGAGUCAUUAUCUACAUCCCCUUCAUCCAUUACAAGCUCUGCCCAGGCCUGUUGACCAAGUUGACAGUGUUCCUGCAGCUGUUCUUAGAGGUCGCACCAGCAGAGAAAAACCUGUGAUUUCCAGUUGUUAUGCUGCUUUUGAACUACACUUGUAUUUGCUAUCACACUCAAACAUUGCAUUUUAAAUUCAGCAGCCACUUACUGUGUAGUAUUACCUCCCAUCUGUCUCUCUACUGAGCACACACAGAUUUUAACAUCUACAAGACAAGUGCUGAUAACUGCAGUCUCCUUGUAAAAUUUGCUUCAAGAAGUAUUAAGAAUUUUUCUGGUAUAUAUUGCCUUUUUGCACAGGUGCACUUUGAAUUUAUUUUGCUGACUUUAGAUUCUUAGUCAGAGAGCACAAAGUUUACCUGUGUAACAGUUCAUCCUAAGUGGCUAAGCAGAAAAUGUUCUUAAACAGAUGCAUUUCUGUUGUUGUCUAUUAGUUUCAUUUCUGUUGUUGUCUAUUAGUUUCAUUUCUGUCAUUGUUUAUUAGAAAUGUUCAUUUGUAAAAUGUUCCAGUUAAAAGAUCCAUAAUAAUGUAUCUUGAAUAUAUUUUAUAACAAGAAACAUCCAUUUCACAGUAUCAAGUUUUUUCUUGAACAAUAACACAUACUGAUUUUGGGGAGAGUGAAAAGAGGUAUCUUUGACUUCCUCUGUUCUUGUACAAGAUAAAAAUGCUGAAGAAAGCUUUUACUGCUUUACAAACACCUACAAUGAUACCAAAGUGAGAAAAAGCACCAUAAGAUGUUUUUUAACUAAAACAAUGGGAAAAAAUAUUUGUCACAACAUUGCAACUCCUCCAAGUGUAUAAAACAAAAACUGCAGUAACCUUUGUCAUUGAACAGUUGCUGAUUUAAAUAUUAUGUGUUACAGUUUUAAAGAUGUUCAGUACAUGUGACUUGUGAUUUCAAUAUUUUUUUUGCAUCAGCAGCUGUGGUUCACAAACAGUACAUGUAAUAAAGCUCUGGUGAUUCCCUGACUUUUCCUCUAGUACCACCAGCAGAUCAACAUUUUAGGCUUUUAGUGACAUACAGCUAUUGAUUAAGCUGCAAUAAAACUGGGUUCACACAUUCAUGUCCCACUGAGGAUGAUUUGUAAUCCUUAAUCCUGAAUUGAUCCUUUAAUUAACUUUUCAAAGUGUCUUCAAGUAAAAAUUUAUAUCAGUGGAAUAUGUUAGCAUACAAUUUUAGGGUUUUAACACCUGCAAUACUAACAACAUUUUAAUCAGCCAUUACUGUAGUUUGUGUUUAGUGUUAAGACAUUAAACUAAGAUGAGACAAAUAAAAAUGAUACCUGCUAAA
This is a messenger RNA of Lates calcarifer (barramundi perch), 2770 nucleotides long. RefSeq names its product b(0,+)-type amino acid transporter 1. Gene Ontology annotation, molecular function: L-amino acid transmembrane transporter activity. The coding region runs from base 120 to 1544 and encodes 474 amino acids. The record is from RefSeq and is a predicted model, not a curated record. Gene Ontology annotation, cellular component: membrane. Gene Ontology annotation, biological process: amino acid transmembrane transport. The transcript has 6 exons. Lineage: Eukaryota; Metazoa; Chordata; Actinopteri; Centropomidae.